Messenger RNA from Aphanomyces astaci, 895 nucleotides. RefSeq lists its product as hypothetical. The transcript has a single exon. The record is from RefSeq and is a predicted model, not a curated record. The coding region runs from base 18 to 836 and encodes 272 amino acids. NCBI's taxonomy places the organism in Eukaryota, Oomycota, Saprolegniomycetes, Saprolegniales, Verrucalvaceae.
UGUCGUGAACAGUUCAAAUGACAGUCGUGGACCACCACCGCCGCCGCCGCAGCGACGAGGAUGCUCCGGGCACUGCCCCUCCCAGUAGCCCCAUUGCUCUAGAUGAUAAUGAGGACUCGCCAUGGGUGUAUUGGGCCACGCGAGGAGACUCGUGGGACUCGCAGCCCGCAUGCUGGAUCACCGACUAUGUCCUGGGCAUCCAAUGCUUUGCGUCAUUCGGUUGCAUGUUGUACAUGUCGUCGUUUUCGCGGCAAGACAUGUUUUGGUACGCCGUGUACCUAGUUGCGAUGGGAGCGACCGCCACUCUCGGCGGCGUGCUCCAUCAUGUGGCGUACAAAGCCCAGACGCGCUUUCCUGCCGACGCGAGCCAACUCCGCCGCCGUGUGUUUGGACUUCACAUGACGCAGCCCAGCGUGGAUCGAUGCAUUCGAUGGAUGUGGCGGUGCGUUCUGGGGUUGACGACGCUGGCCAACUUUGCGCUCGUGGCCGCGGCCGCCUCUCGACACCUGAACCCACACUGGUCCCAGUGGAUUAUCACCGUCGCCGGCACUGCAUACGUGGUCGUGGCAGCAAUCGCAUUCGCCACCAUGCACACGUCCGUGAUGCUGGCUGGGUUUCUCCCUCCGCUGUGCUUUGGGUCCAUUGCCGCCGUCGCCGCCUUUGACCGCGGCUGGCUGUUUGAGCUCCUCGUCCUGAUGUUCGUCCUCGUCGGCGGCCUCGUCCAAGCGGCCAAAGUCAGCCCCUCCCGGCGCCAUUUCAACCACAAUGCGCUCGCCCACGUCUGUCUUAGUGCGUCAGUGACGACCAUGGCCGUCCACUUGAGUUGGAUUGCGUGAAAAGAUUGAAAUACUUGAAACAAACAAUGCAUACAUACAUCCAUCCUAACGAGAAUGCC